Molecule: messenger RNA, 2197 nt
Organism: Pistacia vera
Lineage: Eukaryota; Viridiplantae; Streptophyta; Magnoliopsida; Sapindales; Anacardiaceae
Product: transcription termination factor MTERF2, chloroplastic-like
Exons: 2
Coding region: 187-1377 (396 amino acids)
Biological process (GO): chloroplast organization; regulation of DNA-templated transcription
Cellular component (GO): chloroplast
Molecular function (GO): double-stranded DNA binding
Source: RefSeq, a predicted model, not a curated record
UAACGCAAGAUUGAAAAGGGAAAACCCUAAAAGCAGUUUAUCAAAUCUGUGUUGUAAUUCGACGAGGGCAUUUAUAUACAGAUUCGCAAUCAAAUACCCAGUUCAAGCUGAAAAUUUGAAACAAUUCGUGAGUACUUUCUUGCUUUUCUUCUUCUUUUUUUUUCUUAAUUUUUAUUUGAUUUGGCCAUGUUUCCUUUGUGCUGCAAAAGACUGCAAUUUCAACUAGUCCCAAAUUGGAGAAAUGUGGCAUGCUCGUCGAUCCAUUUGAGUUUUGUUUUGCAGAAUACAUCACUUUUUUCUAAAUCUUUCUCAUCGGUUGAAGUUGUGGCACAUGAUAGAGAAAAACAACAUUCAUUCACAGUGUCUUAUUUCAUAAACUCAUGUGGGUUGUCCCCAGAAAUUGCUACUUCUUUAUCAAAGAAAGUAGCUUUUGAAACCCCAGAAAAGCCAGAUUCUGUACUUGGCUUUCUCAGGAAAAAUGGGUUUACCAAUGCGCACAUAUCCAAACUAGUUAAAAAAAAACCGAAAUUGCUUGUAGGCAGGGUUGAGGAAACUCUUUUACCCAAGCUUGAGUUUUUCCAUUCCGUGGGGAUUUCUAGUGCUGACCUUGCGAUUGUACUGUCCUCAAACCCUACUAUUUUGUGCCAGAGCUUAGAGAAACAAAUUAUUCCUAAUUACAAUUUCCUCAAGAGUUUGGUUUCCAACAAUGAAAAAAUUGUCAAUAUUUAUAAGUGGGUAUAUUGUUUGCAUGAUGUGCAAAAGAAAGUUGUACCCAAUAUUUCUGCCUUGAAAGGAAUUGGAGUGACACAAUCAGGUAUUUCAACUUUGGUCACCUCAAAUCCCGGUGUAUUGUGUGAAAGUUCUGAAAAGUUUGAUAAAAGUGUCAAGAAGGUUAUCGACAUGGGAUUCAAUCCUUCAACCAGUGCAUUUAUUGAUGCACUUGUAGCAGUUACGACCAUGACUGACAAUUCCUGGGAACAAAAACUGAAGGUUUACAGGAGUUGUGGUUGGUCUGAGAAUGACUUCCGGUUAGCUUUUAGAAGCCAUCCCAGAUGUAUGACUCUGUCUGUGGAGAAUAUAAAUACCAAAAUGGACUUUUAUGUGAACAAGAUGGGUUGGCAACCUUCAGCAAUUGCUAGAGCACCUAUGGCUUUAGCUUAUAGUUUGGAGAAGAGAAUCAUCCCGAGAUGCAGGGUUUUAUGGGUUUUGUUGUUGAACAACUUGAUUAAGAAAAAAUUCGGUUUGUCUUAUGUGCUGAGUUCCUCUGAAAAGCGCUUCGCAGACAAUUUCUUGUCCAAGUAUCAGGAACAGGUUCCACAACUAUUUGAUAUAUAUCAAGGGAAAGUUGAUCUUUCAGAACUGGGCAUUGGAUUUUAGCAAAAACCUGAGACAAACCAACUGUAGCUUGUUAUUUGUUGGUUUUUUUCUUUUUAUUGUUGCUUGUUAAUGUGAGUGCCUUUGGCCCUGAACUUAUUCAGCUCUGAAUACAGCCUAGAGCUUCUUGUAUCAGUUCUCAUUGUUUAAUUGGACAAACUGAAAUGAAUGAAGUUGAUGAAAACACACAGGAGGAAGUAAUGAUUAAAUCAUGUUAUACAAAUCUCAGAAAUGUGGGUUCAUCCAUGCGAUGAAGGUGUUUGUUGUAAUGAGUCAAUGAACUCUGGAACAGAAAUUGGACGUUUUCAGGGGGUGGAUGGUCUGAUGAGGACAUUAUGUUGGUUUUCAGAAAAUGGCCCAAUUUUAUGAAUGCCUCUGAAAUCAAAAUAAUGAAUGUAAUGGAUUUUCUUGUGAACAAGAUGGGUUGGCAGUCCACAGAUAUUGCCUUGUCUCCAGACGUUUUCCUAAUGAGUUUGGAAAAGAGGGUAAUCCGAAGGUGUUUGGUUAUUAAAGUUCUGCAAUCAAAGGGGUUGGUGAAAAAAAAAUUUGAGCCUAAGUUCAUGUGUAAAACCUGCUGAGAAGCUAUUCUUGGAUAGGUUUGUGAGAAAAUACUUGGACCAGGUUUUUGAAUUUGAUUAAUAUCUAUCAAAGGAAGGAAGGCUUUCAGGCUCUGGAUAUGAAUAUUUGUGUUUCUUCCAGCAAACUGUAGCAUGUCAACUUUCCAAGCCUAAAACGAUUGUAUAAUCUCUAAUUGGUGAUUAGUACAUUUCAACUUUUUAGUUUAUUGAACAAUGUUGAAUUACUUUAGUUAGUUCUGCAGAGC